This is a messenger RNA of Hibiscus syriacus, 1467 nucleotides long. Its product is annotated as probable protein phosphatase 2C 60. The coding region runs from base 64 to 1257 and encodes 397 amino acids. NCBI's taxonomy places the organism in Eukaryota, Viridiplantae, Streptophyta, Magnoliopsida, Malvales, Malvaceae. Gene Ontology annotation, biological process: protein dephosphorylation. The record is from RefSeq and is a predicted model, not a curated record. Gene Ontology annotation, molecular function: protein serine/threonine phosphatase activity; cation binding. The transcript is spliced from 4 exons.
GGUUGUAUUCGGUGCUCAUUUAGAUGUAGAGAAUUUGGAGGUUUUUUUUGGAGGAGAUGAGGGAUGUUAUCUGGGUUUAUAAACUUCUUGAGGGCCUGUUUUCGGCCAAGCUCAGAUCGAGAUAUUCACAGAAGCUCGGAUGCUGGAGGUCGCCAAGAUGGGCUUUUGUGGUACAAGGACUCGGGGCAACACUUUAGUGGUGAGUUCUCAAUGGCAGUGGUUCAGGCCAACAAUUUAAUCGAGGAUCAGAGCCAGCUUGAGUCUGGUUGUUUGAGUUCACAUGAGUGCGGUCCCUAUGGUACUUUUGUUGGUGUGUAUGACGGGCAUGGGGGCCCAGAGACUUCGUGUUACAUCAAUGAUCAUCUCUUUCAACAUCUUAAACGGUUCACAUCAGAGCAACAGACGAUGUCAGCUGAAGUAAUACGAAAAGCAUAUCAAGCAACAGAAGAGGGUUUUUUGUCUCUUGUUACCAAACAGUGGCCUAUGAAACCACAAAUUGCAGCUGUUGGAUCCUGUUGCCUGACUGGCGUUAUCUGUGGUGGAACCCUCUAUGUCGCCAACCUCGGCGAUUCCCGUGCUGUUUUGGGUAGAGCCGUGAAAGCAACAGGAGAGGUUCUAGCCAUUCAGCUCUCGGCCGAGCAUAAUGCGUGCAUAGAGUCUGUGAGACGGGAGCUGCAAUCAUUGCACCCUGAUGACCCACAAAUUGUAGUUUUGAAGCACAAUGUGUGGCGUGUAAAAGGUAUCAUACAGAUUUCCAGAUCUAUCGGUGAUGUAUAUUUAAAAAAGGCUGAGUUCAACAGAGAGCCUUUAUAUCCUAAAUUCCGCCUUUGCGAACCUUUCAAAAAGCCGAUAUUGAGUGCAGACCCGUCGAUAUCAGUGCACCAGCUGCAGCCACAUGAUCAGUUCGUGAUUUUUGCAUCUGAUGGGCUCUGGGAGCACCUAAGCAAUCAAGAAGCUGUCGGUAUAGCUCAGAAUCAUCCUCGAAGUGGAAUUGCGAAGAGGCUGGUAAAGACUGCUCUACAGGAGGCAGCAAAGAAGAGAGAAAUGAGGUAUUCCGACCUGAAGAAGAUUGACAGCGGCGUCCGUCGCCAUUUCCAUGACGACAUCACGGUAAUCGUGGUAUUUCUUAACUCAAACCUCGUGAGCAAGGCAACCUCCGUUGAGGCUCCUAAUAUAUCCGUUCGAGGCAGUGUAGUUACAUUGCUUCCGAGUACACUGGCUCCUUGUGCCAUGCCAACCGAAGCCGGCAGUACCUGAUGAUACCGGAAAGCGACAAAAGGAAUAAGCCUUCAAUUCUUUAAUGUACACUGUGACUUUUAACUAGAAACUAGUACUUUUCAUUUCGCAUCGGUGCCGAAACACUCGAAAGAGAACUAGAAAGGAGUAAAACAAGGUGACGAUGAAUAUAGUUUGAAUUUACCUGAGAAUAGUUCCCUUACAAGUCUAUGUAAUAGUCUCCUUUUGUUC